AUGCUAGUGUCGGAGGAUACACUGCCCAAGUUAACGGAGGAGAACACACACUUGCAAAAGAACGUGUCCAAGCUCACAUCGCAGCUCGAGGAGGCUGAGUCACGGCUAGAGUCAGAGAGGGCGGCGCGCAAGGAGCUAGAGGAUGACCUAGAAUCCAAGGUCAAGGAGGUGGAGGAGUCGUGGACGGCGGUUCUCGAGGAGAAGAAGGACAACUGGGCGUCCAAGGAAAAGGCGCUUGAGGAGAAAGUGGAGAGCCAGGAGCGACUGAUUAGCGAGAUCAAGGCCAGCCACGAGGUCAACGCGCGCCUAGGCCGCACGGCCGAGGACGAUAGCGAGCAGGCGAACCACGUCACGGCGGCCGAGGUGGAGAUGCUCAACUCGGAUCUGGAGCGGACAAGCGCAAGGUUGGCCGAGGUGGAGGCUCGAAACGAGCAACUGCGAAUCGACCUGGCGCACAACAAGUCUCAAGCGACAACGCAGGCGGCGUCGUUGGAAGACGACCCGGGAUACAUGCGGAUGCGAACGGAGAAUAGGGCCCUCCUGCGCAAGCUUGACGCGGCAAGGGUGGAGAGGGAGGGCAUCCGGCGGGAGCUUGACGGCAAGGUCAAGACGCUGGAGCGGGAGUCGGGCCGUCUCAAGGAGGAGAGGGACUCGCUCAAGACCAAGGUGCAAAAGUGGAGCGACUACGAAAACGUGAAGCAGGAGCUCGAGGUGCUCAAGAGCAUCGAGUUCUCAACGGGCGACGACGAUGAACCAGGGGGCGACACUUUGGAAAGGUUGUUACUGGCGAGGAACAAGAAGCUCGGAGACGAGCUCACGAUCCUUCGGGUGUCGCAUCAGGACCUCCAGGGGCGCCUGCAGGGCCUGCAGGAAGAGCUUUCGAGGACGAACGGCGAGCUGGACAAAGCACAGCGGCUCAACGAGAAGCUGGAAGACGACUUGGCCAACAUGCAGGCAGAGGCGCCCAACGCCUUCCCGUCGGGAGCGUCGGUAGCGGGCACGUACCGUGAUCGGUUCAAGAAGCGCAAUGCGGAACUGGAGCAGGAGCUCUCGGAUACGCACCGCAGCGUAUCGCAGCUGCGGCAGGAGAUUGCAGCGCUGCAAAAGGACAACCUGAACCUGUACGAGAAGACGCGGUACAUUUCCACGUACAAUCGCGGGAGCGGGGAAGCGGCAGCACGGAUGACGAGCCCGAACCCGUCGACGAUUGCGAUGGGGAUCCCGCUUGACCGGUACCGCAGGGCGUACGAGUCCAACAUCUCGCCGUUUGCGGCGUUCCGGGGCCGGGAGUCGGCGCGGGCGUACAAGCGCAUGAGCCUCCCGGAGCGGGUGGUGUACUCGGUGACGCGCAUGGUGCUGGCGUCACGGACGAGCCGCAACCUCUUUGCGGCGUACUGCGUGGCGCUGCACGUGCUCGUGUUCCUCUCGCUAUACUGGAUGGGGGCAGACGACGUGGACAAGCACGCGAGCAACCUGGGUCAGGCGGCGGCGGCGGCCGGGGUCGCGGGCAAGGUGGCAGAGGCGGCGGCAGCGGCAGCAGCGGGGGCAAGGGGAGUGGCAUGA
This is a messenger RNA of Parascedosporium putredinis, 1563 nucleotides long. NCBI's taxonomy places the organism in Eukaryota, Fungi, Ascomycota, Sordariomycetes, Microascales, Microascaceae. The record is from the annotation of a GenBank genome assembly.